AUGCCCGCCAUUAGCGGCGACGUUAACAAGGCCUUACUUCUUAGCCAUCUUCUUCUUCUCGGCUCUCCUACGCCUAUUGGCCGCGUCGGUCUCGAGGCCCUCGUCAAUGGAUCCCAGCAAGUCGUCCAUGGCUACGUCAGGGAGUGUUGGAGGAGAAGCCUGAGCGUUACCGAUAGUGAUAGAGUCGAACUCCUCGUCGUCGAGGUUAUCGAUCUCCACGUGACAUGUAGAGAAAAUGUUAACGACAAGGGCGGAGAAGGGCAUGAAGGCGCCUCCUCUGAGGCAGGAGACGGGCGAUUUAACGUAGACGCGCAAGCAUAUGAGAUUGAGCGCACAGACAUGACGACAGAGUAUGAAGAGCAGAGUUGGCAGAGUUGGAGCAAAGCAGUCGAGCAAAGCGCUUGUUAUGUAAAGUCGAAGAACUGUCAGACAUGGAGAGAGGACAAAGGUACUCGCUGUAAUGUGAAGGCCGCUCCCCGAAGCAAAUUCUGCAAGGAUCACGGUCAGGAGAAACAGGAGUCAUAUGAAAAGUACAAGUCGGCGCACAAAAGGUAUCAUAAACGCCUAGAGGGUCGCAGCAUCCCUUCAAAAGUGGAAAUCGAUCAACUUCCAACCGUCCAGAUCAUAUCGGAUACGGAAAUCUGGGUGCGCAUGGUUUUGGAGGAGAUACGGGCUGAGAAGACAGAACGAGAAGAGCAUACCAAGAAAUUUUUUGCAGGAGAGGUAGGAAACAGAAAACACCGAGACCGCGUGGAUAGACUAGAAGAGCGGAUUGUGGAAUGUGAGAACGCCCUCGCCACCCUGGAAGCCCGAAAGAAGACGCUCCAAGUAGUUGCCGAGAACGAUCAUGACUUUGUUAGAACGUUCACGGUUUCUCCUCCGAUAGACAAUAACGACAGUGGGACCGAGAUCCUUACUCAGAGAACAGUCGGCAACAAAGAAUCAUUCGAGUGCGAAUUGGUCCCAUGUCACACCAGUAUUCGCCGCUGCGCGUCGGUGGACUCAGUUUAUUCUAUGUGGGAGGACAUUCCAGCGAUGCUUCAGCUAUUAUCGAACAAGUCCACGACGUGGUCUUCCAUCGCCGAAGGUCAGUCAGCAUCAUGCACCGAUGCAGAUUAUGUUACUGACUAUGCAAUUAUGAGUCCAUCGAAGGUCCCGACUAUGGUGCAAAAAGAGAUAGGCCCGUCUAGCGAAGGCUGA
This is a messenger RNA of Stereum hirsutum FP-91666 SS1, 1200 nucleotides long. RefSeq lists its product as uncharacterized. NCBI's taxonomy places the organism in Eukaryota, Fungi, Basidiomycota, Agaricomycetes, Russulales, Stereaceae. The record is from RefSeq and is a predicted model, not a curated record. The transcript is spliced from 7 exons. The coding region runs from base 1 to 1200 and encodes 399 amino acids.